Molecule: messenger RNA, 1366 nt
Organism: Capsicum annuum
Lineage: Eukaryota; Viridiplantae; Streptophyta; Magnoliopsida; Solanales; Solanaceae
Product: eukaryotic translation initiation factor 2 subunit alpha homolog
Exons: 2
Coding region: 568-987 (139 amino acids)
Cellular component (GO): multi-eIF complex; eukaryotic 48S preinitiation complex; eukaryotic translation initiation factor 2B complex
Molecular function (GO): ribosome binding; translation initiation factor activity; RNA binding
Source: RefSeq, a predicted model, not a curated record
UUAUUUCUCGAGCAAAAUUUUAAAAACAACUCUAAUUUAUGUUUGUGACCAAACACAACAUCAAUUCUAACUUUAAUUCCAACUCCAACUUCAACUCUAAAAAUGAUUAUUUUCAUGGUCAAACGGGCAUUAAUCUUUUAAAAGUCUUCACAAAUAUAACAAGUUACUUUUUUAAUAAAAAUGACGCAACAAAAAUAAAUAACACAAAUGUUGAAUAAAAGUUUUAAAAUAAAGAACAAAUUAAAUUUUAAACGUAGAUUUGGGCCCGGGGUAAAUAGCACCCAUAGAUAGGUAAUAAAAGGAAGGGAUAUAUACCAAAACAGCUAACUUUAGACGCCAAAAAACAAAUUCUUCGUGGAAUCUCUUGUUUCAGCCCCUCCACAGUAAAAAAAACCUUUCUCCAGAAACCCAAAUUUCUUUGAAACCCUAGAAGCAACAGCUGCCCCCCCCCCCCCCCUGCACACACACCACCCACCCACGCACACACCAACAAUCAUGGCGCCUAAAUCUCCGAAUCUUGAAUGCCGAAUAUACGAAUCGAAGUACCAAUAAGUAGACCAAGCAGUAAUGAUACAGGUGAAAAGCAUGGCUGAUACUGGGGCCUACAUUUCCCUUCUGGAGUACAAUAACAUUGAAGGAAUGAUUCUUUUCUCUGAGCUCUCUCGUCGUCGUAUUCGGAGUAUUAGUAGUCUUAUCAAAGUUGGACGCGUCGAACCUGUUAUGGUUCUUAGGGUUUACAAGGAGAAAGGAUAUAUCGAUCUCAGUAAACGUAGGGCUUCUGAAGAAGAUAUUUCGGCUUGUGAGGAGAGGUAUAAUAAGAGUAUGCUUGUUCAUUCUAUCAUGCGUCGUGUUGCUGAAACCAUGGGAAUUGAUCUGGAGUCAGGUGCAGGACUUACCAGAAGGGAUAGAGUCAGGAAUGAGACCGUCCGGGAGAAGGUGGGAGUGGCUUCGUUGGAGGAUAAGAUGCGCGAAGAAAGGUUGAGAUAGUUUGGGCAUGUGAUGAGGAGGGGCACAGAUGCCCCAGUUCGGAGGUGCGAGAGAUUAGCGUUAGAUAGCUUUAAGAGAAGGAGAGGUAGGCCGAAGAAGUACUGAAGGGAAGUGAUCAGACAUGAUAUGGAGCAGCUUCUGCUUACUGAGGACAUGACCCUAGAUAGGAAGGUGUGGAGAUCGCGGAUAAAGGUAGAAGGCUAGGUUGUGUGCGUGGAUUUAGUAAGUAGUUAGAAGAGCUCAAGUUGAGUCGGGCUGGUAACCCUAGGAUUAGGUCCAGAGAUAGGAGCCCGAUCAGGCGGGCUUGGGUUUCUUUUUCCUGUUGCACUUAUUUAUUUUAUUGUUUAUUGCUUUGAGUAAUAUUUUUAUUGUGUCUUAU